Messenger RNA from Scophthalmus maximus (turbot), 1382 nucleotides. It is a transcript of the gene commd5, whose product is annotated as COMM domain containing 5. Bases 152 to 787 code for a protein of 211 amino acids. The record is from RefSeq and is a predicted model, not a curated record. Lineage: Eukaryota; Metazoa; Chordata; Actinopteri; Pleuronectiformes; Scophthalmidae. Gene Ontology annotation, cellular component: nucleus. The transcript has 7 exons.
ACCCGAAUGCGGAAGCUGUCACAUAAACAGCAAAGAAAUCCUUUUUUUUUUUUAAAGACAACAAGAAAGACUGUACUUUAAUGUACCAUUGUUUUGUUUUUUAAAUAUAUAAGUCAUCUGCGUACAUUGUAUUUUAAGUGCGUGGUUAGCCAUGGCCUCGAGUCAUGCAAAGGACUCCAGCUUCUUGGGAGGCAGGAUACCGCCAGAAAUCGAGUCAAUGUCGAAGAAUCUGAAGGAUGUGGACCACGACAUGUUCCGAAGAAUCCUGAAAGCUGUGGUCAGUGCCCUGGACGGGAAGGACUGCAGGGAAGUGAUGAGGACGAUAGCGGAGAGCAGCACCAUCCCGCAGAAGCGACUCGGUCACAUCAUAGCCGGGAUGUACAGGCUGCUGUCCGAGGCCAUCCGCAUCCCAACGUCAUCGCUCAAACAGGAGGCUUUCAAAGAAGAUCUCAGGGAAUUAAGGAUACCCGAAGACUUCAUCACAGAUUUCUCCAGUGUGGUUUUUGGAAAUCGUCGUGCAGCUCUAGAGGCAGCGAGAUCCCUGAAUGAUCCUCACCUACCCACAAUAGAAGAGUUGAAAUGGAGAGUGGAUGUUGCCAUUUCUACAAGCUCUCUAGCCAGGGCCAUGCAGCCUUCUGUACUGAUGCAGAUGAAACUGUCAGACGGGAGUUUCAACCGCUUCGAGGUGCCGGUGUCUAAGUUCCAGGAGCUCCGUUACAACGUGGCCUUGAUUCUCAAAGAGAUGAAUGAUCUGGAGAAGAGGAGCAUUCUCAAAAUCCAAGACUGACGUACCAACUGUCUUUGGACUUUCAGUUUGUGAGAUUUAGUGGACAUUUACUGCAAACGCCGAACACACACACACGCACACGCACUCGCACUCGCACAGUGUUUUGUUCUGAGAGAGUUGACAUCCAAUAUACCUGACCAUUGUCAUUGUUUAAUCAUGAGAACCGCAGGACCGUUUCCUGUGUUUCAGCCUGUUAAAAAACAAAAAAUCGAUAAAAUCCGACUUGUAUUAGUGUUUUUUUUUUUUCAAUUUAGUGGUCAGUAAACUCAAGUCCAUUGUGUCAACAUUACAAAUGCAGCCCAGUGAAACCUCAGACACUUUCUCAAGUGGCCUCUUCAACUGGUGUCAGGUUGUUCCAGACUGAACGUUGUGUUCACAUCAGAAUUAGUAUGAAUGAACAAAGUGGAAGUUCUUCCCUACUCAUGUUUUUAUAUAUAACUGUUCUUCAAACCAGGGACAGAACAAAAGCACUAUUGUAUGAAAAAUAAAAUGAUGAUGAUGUUUCUGUUAUUUUUUUGAUGUGGUUUCCAUAACAACAUCAAGACUUGUUAACCUCUUGAACCACAUUUCUCUAAUAAAAUUUGUCUGUUAUUGA